Messenger RNA from Aspergillus japonicus CBS 114.51, 990 nucleotides. It is a transcript of the gene hrmA, whose product is annotated as protein hrmA. Bases 1 to 990 code for a protein of 329 amino acids. The transcript is spliced from 3 exons. The record is from RefSeq and is a predicted model, not a curated record. NCBI's taxonomy places the organism in Eukaryota, Fungi, Ascomycota, Eurotiomycetes, Eurotiales, Aspergillaceae.
AUGAAUAUGAUAGAGCGCAUAAACGAAUUGUUCGAGCAAUUGAGUCGAGUCAAAUCAGUCCCUAACGACUAUGUUUCACUAGUCGAAGAACGUCUCACACUAAUCUGCAGGCCUCCCGAUCGUCUAAGGCGUAUGGAAACAGCACGACCAAAAAGAGAGUACAAUUUACACGAUCGGUUGAAACGAGCACGGCGGAUCUACUUGGAAGUCCUUGAAGUGUUCCCCAGCAUCUUUUUGCCAUUUAUUAUGACUGUGUCUCCUAACUCAUGCCGGAGCUGGAAAACGAGCGACGUUCGGAAAAAUUUACAGAGCUGCAAAUCAGCAGCAUUGAGUGGCGAAGUUCUAAAUGACCUCGAAAAUAUAGCAAAGAGAGUCGUGCCUUUGCCAAAGCCAAAAACGAACACGGAAUCAGAUGGGGCAUGGUUCUAUAGCACAGCCGAUGUGACUAGAGCCCGUCAUUUUCUGAAUAAGGACCUAUACGAAGCAUUUGAGAAUUCUCCGAGGCGGACGCGUGAAAAGGAAAACCAACUCUUGACAUCAACGCAGUGCAUACGUAUGAGCUUCCCUCGGUAUGAUCAUCAAGACGCAACUGUACAAUUGGAUAUCGGUUUUCAUGAUUCAAUUGUCAAGGCUCUGUUCCCCACAGCAUGGGAGAGAUUUUUAACUGUACAUGGGACCGAGCUGACAAACGUGGAGUCUUCCCAAUUAGCAAGGGAGCCAGCGAUUGCAGAAAUAUAUGAUAAUGCUUGCUUCACAUUUCGAGGCGCAUCAACGUCAUCAAUCCCUAUCAUCUUUGGAUCUUCGUUAAGUCAAGGCAUUGAAGAGAGCCAACUACGGGCAUGGGAGAUCAAGAAUUUUGUCCUCAGGACAACGGACUGCAUAAGCUUAGAUAUAAUGCGCAGUCGGCCCUGCGAGGCAACUGUUACUUUACGUGUCGGGUGGUCCCAUGGGAUAUUCAUGGCUACCAAGCUUUAUGCAUUUGAUGGCUAA